Molecule: messenger RNA, 3191 nt
Organism: Haliotis rubra (blacklip abalone)
Lineage: Eukaryota; Metazoa; Mollusca; Gastropoda; Lepetellida; Haliotidae
Biological process (GO): protein transport
Cellular component (GO): cytoplasm
Source: RefSeq, a predicted model, not a curated record
UCCAAGUGUUUCUCUAACCCUGUUACAUGGCGACCUACAUCAGCAAUUGAUUUUUCGUCAAAGAAGCUCGAGCCUGGUCGGUCAAGCAUGAGCCACAAACCCCAUGAUGCGAGACACCUGAGUCUUUGCAUUGAGACACUCUAGCCAACAGUGUACCAGUUUCUUGUCCCGAGACAACACGUGACGGAAGUACGGAGCUGUGUACCUGGCUACUUCAUCAAUAUUCAUAAUCAACACCUGGAGAAGGGACUAGACCUACCUGUAUGGACAGAUAAUUGACGCCAUACACUGCGACAACACUUCAGACAGUGUGAAAUGUGACUGGCAGUGAAUGGAGCUGUACGGAGGCGAAGUGACGCACCAUAGAGCCCCCUGGUCUGACAAGACGGGUGUAUGAAUAAUAACUUACUCUGCGGUCGUUUACAUGAGGUCCACCCUAAAUAGAUAGGCCAGCUCGGGAUACUUGUGGAGGUGGUGUUUGAAAGUGUUGUCAUCUCAUGCUGACAAGAGUGUACAAGCUAGACAGAGGAAGGAAACUGUACAGGGGAUUCAACUGUACCUCCAUACAGGUGUGACCUCGUUAUAAACUCUCAAGCAUCAGUGAACAGAGCCAUUUUAUACACAGCAGAGAUUCUGAUAAAUGGGAUAUGAUUUUCACCUGAAACACCCCAUCAUCGUGGUAUUGGUGUAUAUUGUGUGAACAAGUGUUGAAUACAGAACUAUUAACAGACUCUCUGUAGUGUGAAGGAUACAAUUCUGAUUGGUGAUUCCGCCUGACACCCAAAUACAGGUACAAAACUAUAUAAAUAUAUUGGAUCCUUGGUGAGAGUGUUGUGAAGGAUAUUGCAACUGUAAGUUAUAUCAUAUAUACAACAGUGCCGCCAGACUCAAGGGAAUAUUGACAUUGUUCUACAAGCUAGAAGGUUCUUGGUUAAGAGAUAACCAGACUGUCUGUGUUGUAUAACAUUUCACUGGAAGUUAUAUAACACAGUUAUAUACCCCAGCCCUGACUGACACAAGGGAAUAUGGUCGCUUUUGACAUACUAGAAAGGUUUUAGUUCAGCAAUAUCAGGAUGAGAACUCUCCUUUAUUUGUGUGGACAUAUAUCCUCCCACACUACUGACAAACUGUGAGACUUAGUCUCCACUUAACUCACACCAGACAGUGUGCCGUGAUUAUGAUGUUUAAACAUUGGGCUGUGGAGUGUCAGCAUACAUGAUCACAUUGACAGAUUUCCUGAUACAUAAAAGUUACAGAAAUAUACCUAUUGAAAGUCGCAAGAGCUCCAGUUCCCUUUCAAUAGGUGCAAUGGUGUAAGCCUUUAUGACAUGGACCAGCUAUAAAGUCUAUUUGAACAGUGGAUCGUGAGGUGGCAACAAUAAGUGCACAAGAACCCAGCCCUUAUUAAUCUCAACUGGAACCUUGCUGGAACUGCAGCACUGAAUCCACUAAAGAUAGCAGACACAAUAUUGUUGACAGUGGGACGAUUGGAAAGAGUCCAGCAUCAUGAACGACCUCUCCACCAAAAAGCGACAUGCCUACACCAAUGGCUAUGCUAACAACCUUCAUCACACAAUCUCCCACAAACCAGUGAUUGGCACCAAGUCUAUGGGCUUCACCCAUAAGAAACAGGGACAGAAAUACGCCACCACAAAGUCUCUCCCUCCCAAAAGUCGUCAGUCACCAUGGAUGUCAGUGAGCCGAAAUGAUCGGUCGGCCAGCAGUUCUACAUAUCGAGGACCUCGUGGGAGAUUGGUGCAUUCCUCUACAACCUUCCAUAAACAUCUUAAAGAAAAGAAGGAGAAGUCAAUAUCUUACUUUGAUAUUGAACUGGAAAAAUCUGAGAAAUACAUCCUUCGACCCGGAGAAGAACUUAAUGGAUCGAUUCACAUGGAGAUAACCAAAAAUAUUGAGAUCCGUUUUCUAGAACUGGUAGUGGUAGGUCAGGGUUUCGUGACAAUAAGGAAAAAUAAACAAGGUGUUCAAAAAACACAGAAGGAAACAUAUCUGUGUAAAAGAUCAUAUGUGAUUGGGACGUCUGAUGCAAGAUGGACAUCCGUGUUGACCCCUGGGCACUAUGUAUCUACUUUCAAGGUCAAACUGCCAAAGGACCUCCCCAGUUCUCUCCACUUCCGGGACACAGCAAGUGGACUUUCCGCCGACAUUGGCUACUACUUAAAAGCAAGACUCUGUGAUGACAUAGGCUCUUCCUCCACUAGAAGUAUAGUAUCUGUCAACAAUGCUGUCAAAGUACUCUUGUCCAAGAGACAGAUAUUUACUGUUCAAAGAGCCUUUGAUGUUAACUUGAUCCCAAAUGCUAUGACCCCUGUAGUCCACGAUGAAGAAGUGAUUUUAUCAUGUGGACCCAACAGUGUAGCAAACUUUACACUAUCUCUAGACCGAGCGGUGUUUCUUGCUGGUGAUGACGUUCGACUUCAGAUUUCAUCCCAGAUUCCACCAUCACAGAAGAUAAAAGACAUAACUUGCAAACUACGGCAGCAUGUAAAUCUGAAGGAGACUGGAGUGAGGGAAUGUUAUAUCCUUGCCGAAAUCUGCAGAAAUGCUCCUCAAGAAGAAACUUUGGAUGUCACCAUUCCAACAAAAACUCAUCUCAUCUCAUCCUUUCUGACAGGCAGUAAAAAACUAAAAGUCACGUACACUCUGGACAUUGACAUCAGAAUGAGACCUGCUGGUGGUAAGGUGUCUUUUUCAAUCCCUAUCGAGAUGGGUCCCUGUGCUGAGCCCAUAUAUGCUGAGAAGACAGCCUCUCGGAAAUUUGUACCUGUUUUCAAUCGACCAACAAGAUUUCCAUGUUUCUCAGCCUCUCAAAAGAAGAGCCCUGCCCUUAUGGCGGAUCACAUUUCUCGAAGCUCUCAGUCCAUCAAUGUGACGACAAAGUACACCAAUACUCCUUUAAGUCAGUGCUUGUUGUGUUGCUUCAUGGGAUCUGUAGUGGACUAGGCUCCAGCUUACCCAAAUGACCAAUGUUCUUAAAGAGAAACCACAAUUAUCUGGACAGUUUCAGGAAGGAAACACCAUAUUCUGGAUAAGUGCUGUUCAAAAUGUUGAGAGGAUGCAAGGGACAAUAAACUGUAACCAAGUUCAAUGUUAUUAUCAAAGGUGAGAAAACUACCAUUGGGAUUUACAGGGUGUACUGUAUCUAGUUGUGGAGGGCUGCAAGGUCCAUAGAG